Messenger RNA from Fukomys damarensis (Damara mole-rat), 4082 nucleotides. RefSeq names its product calpain 15 (gene Capn15). The transcript has 14 exons. The record is from RefSeq and is a predicted model, not a curated record. Gene Ontology annotation, cellular component: cytoplasm. Gene Ontology annotation, biological process: proteolysis. NCBI's taxonomy places the organism in Eukaryota, Metazoa, Chordata, Mammalia, Rodentia, Bathyergidae. The coding region runs from base 449 to 3898 and encodes 1149 amino acids. Gene Ontology annotation, molecular function: calcium-dependent cysteine-type endopeptidase activity.
CUCGUAGUCCAGACGCGAUUCCCAGCGUCGAGUGCGCCGCUGACGCACAGUGGCUGAGGGACCCGGCCGGGCAUCACGCUACGGAGGCGGCGUAAAGCGAGUCGUGUCUGGCCGGUUCUACGGAGGCGGCGUAAGAAGGCCGGGCAGGGCGCUCCGUGGCUGAGGCGUGCUGAUCCGGGCAGCGCGGCCAGGGACGAGGGAGGCCGCACCACUCUGGUUGAAGUUGAGGAUCAGUCCACGGAGACGCCGUUCAGCCGCAGGCGCUAAAGAGGCGUCGCAGCUCACAGAGCCAGCCGCCCUGUCUCCGGCGUGGGCACUCUGCUCUCUCCAUGCUCCCGUUCGUGUGUUGCCGGCCAGAGGUGACCAGGCCCAGCUCUCAGCGUGGCCACUGUCAGGGAGGCCAUGGGGAGCUCCGCCUCCUCCCUGGCCACCGAGACAGAGUCAGACCAUGGCUUCCCUAGGGGGCUGCCCUACCCAGGGACCCCAGCAGCGGCGGGCUGGUGUAGGAGUGGCCCUGGGGCGCCUGUCUGGGGGAGUGCCCUGGUCACCAGGCAGCACCCACGCCCCCGGGCCCGCAGGUGCUAGCUGGGCCAACAGGUGCCAUGCUUUGGAUCCAUCUGAGCCCACCCAUACGCACUCACCUGGGUCUAUGGCCACAGUGGGGGAGUGGUCCUGUGCACGUUGCACCUUCCUGAACCCGGCCGGCCAGCGCCAGUGUUCCAUCUGCGAAGCCCCCCGACACAAGCCUGACUUGGACCAGAUUCUGCGGCUCAGCGUGGAGGAGCAGAAAUGGCCCUGUGCUCGCUGCACAUUCCGGAACUUCCUGGGCAAGGAGGCCUGUGAGGUGUGCGGCUUCACCCCCGAGCCUGGCCCUGGUGCCACCCUGCUGCCCAUCAUCAAUGGGGUCCUGCCCAAGCCACCCACUGUCCUUGUGGAGCCAAAGGGCAGCUGCAAGGAAGAGGCUGGCUCAGUACAGACGGUGGGACUGGGGGCCAUGGAGCCAGCCAGGGGGCACCCUGAGGAGGAGGAAGCAGAGGAGCUGGAGGACCCAGAGGAGGGGGCAGAGCCUAAAAGUGGCUGGGCCUGCCAGCGCUGCACCCUGCACAACACACCUGUGGCCAGCUCCUGCUCUGCCUGUGGGGGUCCCCGGAAACUGUCACUGCCCAGGAUCCCCCCAGAGGCCCUGGUGGUCCCUGAGGUGGUGGCCCCCUCAGGCUUCCAUGCUGUACCCGCCCCUACCCUGCCAGUCCUUCCUGGGGAAGGUGCUGAGGCUGACCCUCCCUCUACCAGUCAAGGUCCAACUUCUACUAACCCGGAACACCCCAGGGUACCGCCCUUCAGCCCCUUCUCAUCCACCCUACAGAACAACCCUGUGCCCCGAAGUCGCCGAGAGGUUCCUCCCCAGCUGCAGCCACCUGUGCCUGAGGCUGCUCAGCCUUCACCCUCUACUAACUCCAAAGGCUGGGCCGGGGCUGGGGCUGGGUCCUCCCGCCUGGCGGAGCUGCUGUCAGGCAAGAGGUUAAGUGUGCUGGAGGAGGAAGCCCAAGAGGACAGGCCCACCCGUGGCGAGGCCUGCAGCCCUGCCCCAAGCAGUGAUGUCAUUGACCUGGCUGGUGACACUGUACGCUACACACCUGCCAGCCCCUCCAGCCCUGACUUCACCACCUGGGCCUGUGCCAAGUGCACACUCCGGAACCCCACAGCAGCCCCCAGAUGCACAGUCUGCGACUGCUCCAAGCUGCAUGGCUUCCAGGAGCAUGGUGAGACCCCCACCCACUGCCCAGACUGUGGUGCCAACAAACCAGGCCCCUGUGGCAGUGGCUGUGGACGGGGCCCCUCAGCUCACAAGGCUGCUCGCCUCCUAAGUGAGCGCUCAGGCCAGUGGUCCUGUCCUGCCUGCACCCUACUCAACAUGCCCCGGGACACACAUUGCGCAGCAUGCCACACUCCACAGCUGCUGGUGUCCCAACACUGGGGGGCCACACCCCUGAGGCGCCGGGAAAGUAUGCAUGUGGAGAAGCGGCGUCAGACUGAUGAGGGCGAAGCCAAGGCUCUCUGGGAGAACAUAGUGGCAUUUUGCCGGGAGAACAGCGUGAACUUUGUAGACGACAGCUUCCCCCCUGGGCCUGCAUCAGUGGGCUUCCCCAUGGGAGACAGCGUCCAACAGCGCGUGAAGCAGUGGCUACGGCCCCAUGAGAUCAACUGCUCCGUCUUCAGGGACCACAGCACCCCCUGGUCUGUCUUCCUCACACUCCGGCCCUCGGAUAUCCUGCAAGGGUUACUGGGGAACUGCUGGUUCCUGAGCGCACUGGCAGUGCUAGCUGAGCGGCCUGACCUAGUCGAGAAGGUGAUGGUCACACGCACCCUAUGCGUGGAAGGUGCCUACCAGGUGCGACUAUGCAAGGAUGGCACUUGGACCACAGUGCUGGUAGACGACAUGCUGCCCUGUGAUGAAGCUGGCUUCCUCCUUUUCUCGCAGGCACAGCGGAAGCAGCUGUGGGUGGCUCUCAUCGAGAAGGCGCUGGCUAAGCUGCAUGGCUCCUACUUUGCCCUCCAGGCAGGGCGCGCCAUCGAAGGCCUGGCCACGCUCACUGGUGCCCCCUGCGAGAGCCUGGCGCUGCAGGUCAGCUCCACUAACCCCCGAGAGGAGCCUGUUGACACUGACCUCAUCUGGGCCAAAAUGCUGAGUUCUAAGGAGGCUGGGUUCCUCAUGGGUGCCUCCUGCGGGGGAGGCAACAUGAAGGUGGAUGAGGCUGCCUAUGAGAGCCUGGGCCUGCGCCCCCGCCAUGCCUACUCCAUCUUGGACGUCCGUGAUAUUCAGGGCUCCAGGCUCCUACAUCUCCGGAACCCUUGGGGCCGUUUCUCUUGGAAUGGCAGCUGGUCUGAUGAGUGGCCUCACUGGCCAGGACACCUGCGGGGUGAGCUGAUGCCUCGGGGAAGUAGCGAGGGUGUCUUCUGGAUGGAGUACAGUGAUUUCAUCAGGUACUUCGACUCUGUGGAUAUCUGCAAGGUGCAUUCAGAUUGGCAGGAGGCACGGGUUCAGGGGAGCUUCCCCAGCUCUGCCAGCAGGCCUGUGGGAGUGACAGCACUCACUGUGCUGGAGCGCGCCUCACUGGAGUUCGCCCUCUUCCAGGAGGGCAGCAGGCGCUCAGACACAGUGGACAGCCACCUGCUAGACCUGUGCAUCCUGGUGUUUCGGGCCACCUUUGGCAGUGGUGGCCGCCUGAGUCUGGGUCGCCUGUUGGCCCACAGCAAACGUGCUGUGAAGAAGUUUGUGAACUGCGAUGUCAUGCUAGAACCUGGCGAGUAUGCUGUGGUAUGCUGUGCCUUCAACCACUGGAGCCCUGCCCCACCAGGGCCCCCCACCACACAGGCCUCCAGCCCCUCAGCAGGCAUCCCCCGAGGCACCCCUGAGUCUCCCGGCCACGUGCUUGCGGUGUACAGCUCAAGAGUGGUCAUGGUGGAGCCAGUGGAGGCACAGCCGACCACACUGGCUGACGCCAUCAUCCUGCUCACUGAGAGCCGAGGCGAGCGGCAUGAGGGCCGUGAGGGCAUGACCUGCUACUACCUGACACAUGGCUGGGCUGGGCUCAUCGUGGUGGUAGAGAACCGGCACCCCAGGUCCUACCUGCAUGUCCAGUGUGACUGCACCGACAGCUUCAACGUGGUAUCCACACGUGGCAGCCUGCGCACCCAAGACAGUGUGCCACCUCUGCACAGGCAGGUCCUGGUGAUCCUGUCCCAGCUGGAGGGCAACGCUGGAUUCUCCAUCACACACCGUCUGGCACACCGCAAGGCAGCUCAGGCCUUCCUCAGUGACUGGACAGCCUCCAGGGGCACUCACAGCCCCCCGCUCACACCUGAGGUUGCUGGCCUACAUGGGCCCCGGCCGCUGUGACCACUGCGCCCUUGGGCGGGGCUUGUGCAGACCGCCCACCUGUCCCCCACAUGCACUUUACGAGGGAGACCCUGACGAAGGACGCUUGAACCAGAAUCUCAGGACCCCCUCCCAGGGAGCCGCCAGCCACAGCUUUCCCUGGGCCCUCCCAUGCCCUUCUAUUCCUCCCCAUCCCUGAGCACCC